Messenger RNA from Suillus clintonianus, 1722 nucleotides. RefSeq lists its product as uncharacterized. The transcript is spliced from 5 exons. The record is from RefSeq and is a predicted model, not a curated record. The coding region runs from base 315 to 1592 and encodes 425 amino acids. NCBI's taxonomy places the organism in Eukaryota, Fungi, Basidiomycota, Agaricomycetes, Boletales, Suillaceae.
GAAGGUGAUCCGAACCAUACGCUACGAAGGGUGAUAAAUGUCGCGUCAAUGUCGCGUCUCAACCGCUGCAGGUGCGGCAUGACCGCGCGGCGCGGACAAACCUGGGCCACCGACCUGGCCCACCUCUGGAGGAGAUGACAAACCUGUUGGAAAAAAACAUGACCCAAUUGCAAUACAUGUCACACACGAGCAACACACAGGUGACAGGGUCCGGGAGAAUUCCAGCUUUCCAGCAUGUCGACUUUUGAUCUAUUGAAUUCGCAAGUACUUAAGUACUAGUGCGACGCUGCCUCGGGUCCAGUCUAGCGCCAGUCAUGCUCUCCCGAAUAGUUGCAGUCCUUGCUGUAUUAUUGGCAACGUUCAUAUAUCGGAGUGGUCGUAUGACUCAACAUGGCAUCCUCAAUCUUCCUGCACUACCUCCGUCGUACUACGUCAAUGGCGAUGUCCAGACGCACUGCACACUUCUCCGAGAGCCAGCCCAUACCCUCAAGUAUUGCGAAGAUAUGACCUUCUGGGACCACCUGGAUGCAGAUGGCACUGUAGCUGCCCGUUUUGUGAUUGCGGGGUGCGACCCCAACCGCAAGGCAUGGAACACUGUCAUGGGUCCCCUGCGCGACCCCGAACCAAGGGCCUACCUUUGGCUGGUCGAUACAACAGACAAUAGUCUGCAGCGUAUUGAGUUGGCAGGAUACCCGGAAGGACAUCACUUUCAUCCACUUGGGCUAGAGGUCACGCCCUCUCAAGAUGGAGCCCCAUCAUUUCUCUAUGCAGUCAAUCACGCCCGCAAAGAGACAACGGUCGAGCAGUUUAUCAUUUCUCCAGAUACCCCAACACAGGCACUCUGGCAACGCACACUUUCAUCACCUUGGUUCGUAUCUCCUAAUGCGUUGGCCAUGACGAGCGAGAUGUCGUUCUACGUCAGCAAUGACCAUCUCAUGACCCGUCGACUCCCCUUCCCCCUUGCGCCCGCCCUGCCGCUGAUUGAGAGUCUCGCUGGACUGCCCCUAAGCUGGCUUGCGCAUGUCACAGUUAAUUCUGAUGGCACAAUUACGCAUGAACUGGCCGCUCUCGGCAUAGCCUUCGCUAAUGGUGUAGCCAUCUCCCCAGAUGGCACGACCCUUGCGUUGUCUUCUACUUCUCUCGGUCAAGUCCACUUCUACGACCGCAACGUAACCACAAAUGCCCUAAAAUACCGAGAGACCGUUAGCCUCCCCUUUUUCAGCGACAACAUCAUGUUCGACGAGGAGGGUGCACUUAUCGCCACAGGGCACCCACACUUCCCGUCUCUCGUUGCCGUCGCUGGCAAUAAAACAGACGCGCGAGGGCCAAGUUGGGCCGUCUCGCUCACCCCUCUUUCUGACAACACUCAUUUCGCGAAGAGUGCACACGCGGCAGAUAGGAAAUAUGAUUUACGUGCACCGUUGUCGGCAUCAAAAGUUCAUCCCGCUAAUGACAGGUGGGAGGUGGAAACGUUGUUCCAGAGCGACGGAAGUGUCUUUGGAACAUCUUGCACAACGCUGAGGGAUUCGAGAACCGGCUCACUGUACAUGGUGGGCCUGUACGAGGAGGGGUUGAUGGUUUGUAGGCCUUAGUUGGCAACUGUCUGAACGUAAUACACAUCGAUGCUAGUACUGUGAUGUCCAAAAAUGCUAAAAAAAGAACAAGAAACUGAUACAUCGUUGCUACCAAGAUAAGAAAAGGGAAAAAUACUGGCACAGUUCU